AAAAGGAAACAAGAUGGCGGCGCCCAUGGGCUGAAGGACGCCAUUGCAUCAUAUUCCUGAACUUUGUUCGGCCGGCGCGCGAGAAGUUUAACAUUCAGCAGUUUUCUAUGCGGUUGUGCCGACAGACGGGCCGGCUGUUUCUCCGCGCCAUGAGCUCGGCAACGUUCCCGCACUCCGAGGCGCUGGUGCCGUACGCGCCGCCUGCCUGGGCCGCCAAGCUCCGCGGCGUCCCAAAAUAUCGUCUGCAGCUUGGGCAGCUGAACACCCCCAUCCAGAGAUGGCGCCUGCCCGACCUGCCCGAGGGGGUGGAAGUCUUCAUCAAGCGGGACGACAUGACGGGCAGUACGCUGUCUGGGAACAAGGUGCGAAAGCUGGAGUUCUUGAUGGCAGAUGCCAUUGACCGAGGUUGCGGGGCCAUCAUCACAUGUGGAGGGGUCCAGUCCAACCACUGCAGGGCCACAGCAGUUGCUGCCAGGCAGCUGGGCCUGGAUAUACACCUCAUGCUGAGGUCUGAUGUGCAGGAUUUUCUGCCAAUAGCCAAUGGUGUGCCUGAUUGGAGCGCCAAGAACCCGUCAGAGGUAGGCUGUGAGGGGAACCUGCUGCAGGACCGGCUGAUGGGGGCAAACGUGUACCUGGUGCAGAGGACGGAGUGGUAUGAGGAGAAACUCCUGCCGAGGAUGCAGCGACUCGCACAGAGAAUAAAAGAAACCAGUGGGAAGGAGUCGUACCUGAUUCCAGUGGGAGGGUCGAACCAGGUCGGGCUGUUCGGCUACAUCACCGCAUUCCAGGAGCUGAUAGAACAGGGAGUUCUGGAGAGAUUUGAUGACCUCGUCCUGACAGUUGGAAGUGGCGGCACGACCUGUGGACUGUGUGUGGCAAACUACCUCACUGGCUCCAAAAUAAGGAUCCACGCUGUGGCGAUCUGUGACGAUGCGGCGUACUUCCAUCGCCACAUCAACGCGGCGCUACAGGAGAUCGGUCUGACGGACGUCCGGUCGGAGGACAUCGUGGACAUCAUAGAGGGGUACAAAGGUCGCGGUUACGCCCUCUCCACCAAGAAGGAGCUGGAGUUUGUUGCGAAUGUCGCCCACACUUCGGGGAUCAUCCUGGACCCAGUGUACACUGGGAAGGCCACCAUGGGCAUGCUCAACGAGCUACGGACCAAUCACAGCAGGUUCCAGGGAAACCGGAUACUCUUCCUACAUACAGGUGGGAUUUUCGGCCUGUAUGACGGGCGGAUGAACACAGUCCUGAAGGACGGAAUGCGCCACGUGACCGACCGCGUCCACGAUUGGUGGAACUUCGAUGACGACCCGCCCUUCCCAUGAUGCAAUAGCCCCUCCCUGAUUGGUUAGAAUACCCAGCUCACCUGUUACCAUGGUGAUUUUUACUGGAAGUCUGUCUGGGGAGAGUUCUCCCCAAUUUGUUUGUUCGUUUGUUCGUUAGUUCCUGUUUGUUUUUAAUCCUAAAGUAAUUAACCAAAGUAAAUCUGACAUUCCUUCACCAGUCAAGUUGAAGAGUUUCCACAUGCUGUCAUACAAUAUGUGGUUAACUUCGGCCAUUGUAAAUCUAAAGAAGUUCGAAACUUGCAGUAUGAAUUAAAAAGCAUCACAGACAUUACAUGUUCAGACACAUACAUGUACAUUUUGGCCUUCUGUAGACCAGUGGAAUGACCAACAAACAUGUAGAAGUCAGAAGAGAAUGGCCGUCUGCCAGCCAAACAAAAGCUUCCACAUGCCAAGGACAUUAGAUGUCGUAGGUCAGACAAUAUGAGGUUACACAAGUGACUUCAGCAUUUGUGGAUCAACAAGUUGGAAACUUGAAGCAUAUUGAAUCGAAAGUAUCAUAAGCAAUACAUGCAUGUACAUUUCUCCGUUCUGUUGAACUACCAACAAGUCUUAAAAAGACAUCGGAGAAGGAUCGUUAGAAGAGAAAACCAUAUUUAUCUGCACAUGUAGUUUUAUCAUGUGGUUUUAGCACAAUUUUUUCCAAUUAUGACUAUAGGGUCAUAUCAAGUUAUGUUAAAAUCAAUAUUUAGAACUAAUAUCAAUUUUAUAGUAAUAAUCGCAUAAAUAUUAAUAUCGGGACCAUACCAUAUAUGGUACAGUUGAAAUUUGACACCGUGACGUCACCGUAGUUCCGCCAACGGAACGUUACCUCAAUGCAUCAUGGGACGCAACGUCACGUGACGUACGUGUAAGCUAUCGUCUGAAACUGACGUCAUCACCCAAAUAUGGACGUGUCUCAGUGACGUCGUUAAGUGCACUGUUGUAAGGCGGAAAACUACAAUAGAGGAAAAUUAAUUUAUACAUGGACAAUUAUUAUUUACAUUGCAAUAAGGAUAUAUAUCUGAAUUAUAUUAAAUGAUAUGUAUUUUUACAGGGUAAUUGUGUAAUUUGAAGAAUAAAACGACGGACCAUGCCAGUUUUUUUGGCAGAUCGAA
This is a messenger RNA of Branchiostoma belcheri (Belcher's lancelet), 2443 nucleotides long. RefSeq names its product bifunctional D-cysteine desulfhydrase/1-aminocyclopropane-1-carboxylate deaminase, mitochondrial-like. The transcript has 10 exons. NCBI's taxonomy places the organism in Eukaryota, Metazoa, Chordata, Leptocardii, Amphioxiformes, Branchiostomatidae. Gene Ontology annotation, molecular function: D-cysteine desulfhydrase activity. The record is from RefSeq and is a predicted model, not a curated record. Bases 108 to 1328 code for a protein of 406 amino acids.